UUCUGCAGACGGCAGAUGGCACGAUUGCUCCAGAAUAAAAGUUUCACAAAGCAAACCAGAACUAAGUUUGAAACAAUCAUCCUUUAGCAUUGCACAGAGUGACGCUGCAAGUUAACAAUAAAGCUGUGAGUUGAAGGCAGUGAGUGGCGGGGUUGCGUUGUGUUGUGGAGCCAUUGUACACGGUCUUUAGUUGCUCCCACUCAACCCGGGGAAGUUCAUCCGUGGAAGGCGGCGGCGGCGGGAGCGGGAGGACCGUGACCGCAGGGGGGGUCACCAUGGAUGGAGCUGCCUGCUCGGCCACCGCUCCCCACUCGGCGCCGAGGCCCGGCUCUGGGAUGUCCCCGGGCAGAAGCGCAAUGUCCCAGUGACUGCGGGCGGCGAAAUACUCCACAGAGGGGAACACAAGUUAUAGUGGAGGAGAGGUUUGGAGCUGUGGUCACCUGCGGCCAGACAUGCUGUCACGUGCUAAUGGGAUCCUGAUGAAUGGAUCGGCCUUUGACGCAGGGACCGCAAGCUGGGAAAGUGCAUGGUCUACUCGCAGUCGGUUACUUUAGCCUGGGGAUUAACAUUGCAUUCCUAACAUCUCUCUCCAAGAGAUUCCUAAAAUUUAGGACAACCUAAUUCCUGUUUGUGUGACACUGCCCUGUGCAGAUAAGCUUUCAGCAAAGAAUGGAGGCUUCGUGCCUUGAGCUUGCCCUCGAAGGGGAACGGCUGUGCAAAACUGGAGAUUUCAAGGCUGGAGUGGCCUUCUUUGAAGCUGCUGUGCAGGUUGGGACAGAGGACCUGAAGACUUUGAGCGCCAUCUACAGUCAGCUGGGCAAUGCCUACUUUUACUUGAAGGAAUAUUCCAAGGCUCUGGAGUACCACAAGCAUGAUCUAACCCUGGCCAGGACCAUUGGGGAUCGGAUUGGUGAGGCAAAAGCUAGUGGUAAUCUUGGAAAUACAUUGAAGAUACUUGGCAACUUUGAUGAAGCAAUUGCUUGUUGUCAGAGGCACCUGGACAUCUCGAUAGAACAGAAGGAUAAGGUCAGUGAAGCACGAGCACAGUACAACAUUGGCAAUGUUUUUCAUGCCAAAGGGAAGCAGUUGUCCUGGCUCACAGCCCAGGAAUCCGGAGACUUGCCGAGUGAAGUGAAGGAAACUUUAGAGAAGGCCACUGAGCACUAUGAGAUGAAUCUUAAAAUUGUCAAAGAAUUAGGUGAUCGAGCAGCUCAAGGCCGAGCCUAUGGUAAUCUUGGCAACACACAUUAUCUUUUAGGAAACUACAACAAUGCCAUUUCGUUUCACAAGGAGCGUCUUUCAAUAGCUAAAGAAUUUGGUGAUAAAGCAGCUGAGAGAAGGGCCUACAGCAACCUGGGGAACGCACACAUAUUCCUGGGGAAAUUUGAUGUGGCUGCUGAAUAUUACAAAAAAACUCUUCAUAUGUCAAGACAGCUGAAGGACCAGGCAGUUGAAGCUCAAGCUUGUUAUAGCCUGGGCAACACACAUACUCUGCUGGAGGAUUAUGAGAAAGCUAUCGACUACCAUCUCAAACAUCUUUCCAUUGCUCAGGAACUGAAUGAUAGAGUUGGCGAAGGAAGAGCGUGUUGGAGUCUGGGAAAUGCCUACGUAUCACUUGGGAGCCAUGAGCAAGGGCUACAUUUUGCGUCAAGACACCUAGAAAUCUCCAGAAAGAUCGGCGAUCGAAGUGGUGAACUUGCAGCCAGUUUUAAUGUGACAAAACAGCAGUCGGUGCUCGGCAUGAGCUCAGCUCCAGAGAAUAGACAGUCGACUCCUUACCACUCCGAUUAUGAAGCACAAGGAGCUCGGCCAAGAAUAGCGGCCCGGUACAGCAUGGAGAACAUGAGCAUCGUCAAGUUUUCACCAGAUAAGGACCAAAAUGGAGAACUAACUGGAGAGUACCAUUCCAACGAUCUUGAAGGCACAGUUAAAACACCCCAGAUUAGUAAACUAAGGAAUAGAAAGUUUAACGACAGUCAAUCAAGCACAGAAAGUAAACCGCAAGGAGCCAGUACAUUGUUGCCUUUGGUGGAUGCCAGUGACGUCAGACUUCAAGUGGCCCCAAUGAGGGUAAACCGGGAUCCUUCAGAUGAAGACUGCUUUUUCGAUCUACUAAGUCGUUUCCAAAGUAAUCGUAUGGAUGACCAGCGCUGCACGUUUGAAGAGCAACAGAAUGGCUUGACUGGGAGUACAUCAACCCCAGUGUCUCCUCUGCAGGACAGAAUAUCUCAGACAUCACUCAUUACAUCCCCGCAGACAGAGGAAUUUUUUGACUUGAUAGCAAGUUCUCAGAGUCGGAGGUUAGAUGAUCAACGAGCCAACGUGGGCGGCCUGCCUGGACUGAGGAUCACGCACAACAACAGCCAGGUGGUGAUGGGGCAUCUGCGGCCCGAUGGAGAUCCUCAGGAGCCCGGAGAUGAUUUCUUCAACAUGUUAAUGAAAUGCCAGUCGUCCAGGAUAGAUGACCAGAGAUGUGCUCCUCCCAGCCCGACACCAAGAGGACCCACUGUCCCCGACGAGGAUUUUUUCAGCCUGAUCCAGAGGGUGCAGGCUAAGCGGAUGGACGAGCAGCGUGUUGACCUUCCCUCCAACCGUGAAGGGCUGGAACAGAGCGGGCCUAGCUCCUGCUGAGCAGUGUGCGGCUGACAGACUUGUAAACAAGCUGGACUUGCUGUGCGGAUCAAUGCCCCUGCCAACACUACAAGGGAGCCCAGGCCAAAAGCUGUCCACACUGCCCCUGUGAGAUCACCACAUGCUUCUAGACAACUGCUUAAAGCUCCUCACAAUUAAUGAACCAAAAUAUGAACAUUUUAUGCUUUAUUUCAAAUGGUACAAGAGUUAUCCAUGGGAGGUGAAAAGAUGUAAGCACAUCAUUAGGUAAAUUUGCACACGGUGACAUUGAAUGAAUGUAACACUGCAGGUACUGUAGGACAUGUGGGUCUGUAGUCACAUGCAGAUUUCAACAGACUUAUACACAGAGUGCGUGCAGGCAAAAUGACGUGCACACAUACAUGUCACUCGGCUCAAUUCAUACAGUUCACGGGUGCAGACACAUCUCAUACAUUAUCUCACAAACAUUAUGGAUAUUAUACACCUCAUACAUACAAACAAACCACAUUCCAUGUUCAAUCCACCCACCCUAGAGCCACUUAGAGAUUGAUUAAUUUCCUUGCUUUGAUUUUUCAUAAAAGAACAUUGGUCGAACAGAUUGUUUUCCUUUAUUGAAGGUGUUGCUUCUAAUUUCGCUGUCGUGAAGUUUCAGUGACAGAUUUUAACUUUUAAAUUUACAAAAUUAAACAAAGCAUUUUGACAAUAUGUGGCAAGACGUUGCAGCCCUCUUCAACUUGUGCAUUGUGUGCACCAUAUCUUACACAUCGAGGUGAGACCAAAAUCCUCCAUGUUACGGAUGAUCUAUUGAGCUGUAUAUUACGUGAAUCAGUCCCGAGAGACAUGAACACUGACAAUGCCACAGAUUUUCUACGGGAACAAUUUGGAAUCCUGGCUAAUUCUAUCGAGAACCCAGAGGUGCUCUAUUUACUAACAGUAUGUGGAAACCCUGGGAUUGCAUCAGGACUGCCUGUCAAAAAGCACUAGGAAUUUAAGUGAAAGUUACUACAUGCAAUUAAAAGGGAGUAAAUAAUAGCAUAAUACUAAUGACAAACAGUGUCAUCUUGAAAUCACAAUUGUUAUGAGUUUGUAUGGAAUUAUUUUCCCCUGCUAUCAAAAACACUUAAAGACAUAUAGGCUAAUGCAACAGUUAAAACAGUGGAUUGAGAAUUAAGGACAUAUUGGUGCUACAAACUGAUGCUGUAUUUCACAGCCAAGGUAUACAUCAUGCAAUUUAUCUGCAUCUAUAGUUCCAUAAGGCAUUUCUGUAGAAAGUUUUUCUUUGUUUCAGAAAAUGAAUGUAAUUAGGAACCAUGGCAGAAGCAAUCUCAUGCUAUUCUCAAUCUGUUGUCUUCGCUGGAAGCAUGGUGACUGCAUUUCCUUACUCCAACCCCCAAGUUGGUUAAAGACAAAAUUGAAUUUGCUGUUAUUUUAUAUAUAAAAUUUGCAAUUUUCCAAAUUUCUCCAAACUCCUGUUUCUCCUUGUAACUGUCUUCUGCAUUAUCCGUUUCCUACCUCUAUUACAAGCAGUUGAAAGACAAAUUCUCAGUGCGAGGCUCCUUGGUGCCACACUGAAAUCAUAAUGUUACUGCAUUUUUAAAUGAUAAUAAUUGCUUUGUAUUUUAAAAAAAAUUGUGUUUUAUGAUUAACCUGAGUGCCACAGUGGAGCUUAGUUUGCCCCAGCUGGUGAAAUAAAAUGGUUCCACUGCUCUAAAAGAGCUGGCUGCCAGUUAUCCUUGAACCCAACAUCAGUAUAAGAAGAUAGGUGCCUCACUGUUUGUGGGUUUUGCUGGGCACACUUCAACCACUGACUGGUUUCAGAAGUAAUUCAUUGGCUGUGAAAUGAUUUGUGGCAUCCUUCACAUUGUGGAAAAUUGAAGAGAAAUGCAAGUGCUUCAAAUGUUAUACAUGGUGUUUGGAGGAGGACUGAUCAAUGUAUCCAGUAUCGAGUCACACGGCUGGACCCAGCACUGAGACCCAGUCAGUGCAGCCUGGUGAUGAACUCUCAACCUACACCAGCAUCAGUCCUUAAAAUGUGAAGAAAGUGACCUAAUGCCUCCUUUGGUACCAAUACCCCUUCCAGCUUUCAUUAUAGAUGUGCAUUUCUAACCUAUUGAACUACAAAACAAGAACAGGCCAAGGAGGUCCAGGACAUGGAGAGCACCCCAGCAGAGAAGUUCAAAGGUGCAGAUCAAUCCACUGUACUGCCGAAGGAACAAUUCAGGGUUCAAUUUAUGUAUGAAUGAAAGAGCUUUUGGUCACCUUAGGAGAGAUGUAAAUGCUGUACCUUGUUGUAACUGCUGCUGUAUCUUUAACAUUAUGAACCUUAAAAUCCCCUUCUGGUACUUUUUUUUCUUUCAUCCAAACACUGCCAGUAAGUAAAGCAUUUCUCUCUUAGAUUUCAGACAAUUUAUGUAAAUACAGUGAACUAAUUUUAUCUAAAAAAUUCAGUUUCAGUUAAUUUGCAAAUGUAUAAAACUUUACACAAGUUUGUAAUAAAACUACAAACUGUG
This is a messenger RNA of Amblyraja radiata (thorny skate), 5120 nucleotides long. RefSeq names its product G protein signaling modulator 1b (gene gpsm1b). NCBI's taxonomy places the organism in Eukaryota, Metazoa, Chordata, Chondrichthyes, Rajiformes, Rajidae. Gene Ontology annotation, cellular component: cell cortex. Gene Ontology annotation, molecular function: GDP-dissociation inhibitor activity; G-protein alpha-subunit binding. The record is from RefSeq and is a predicted model, not a curated record. The transcript has 16 exons. Gene Ontology annotation, biological process: establishment of mitotic spindle orientation. The coding region runs from base 670 to 2631 and encodes 653 amino acids.